Messenger RNA from Danio rerio (zebrafish), 824 nucleotides. The record is from RefSeq and is a predicted model, not a curated record. NCBI's taxonomy places the organism in Eukaryota, Metazoa, Chordata, Actinopteri, Cypriniformes, Danionidae.
CUCAGUGUGAUAUAUAAGCAGGAAACCUUCACAUUCCUGAAUUACUUGGAUUGAAGAAGAGACUCCAACCUCAAAAAUACCUGCUGCUGAAGAGCACACGUCCAAAGACACAUCUGCUGUGUGUCGUGCAUUGCCCUGUGUUAGACUCAGCAUGCUGCUCACCGCCUUCACUCAGCCCGUGACUAAGUGCCUGAUUGGUUCGCACUUGGGGACGGUUGUAUUCCUGCUGCUGCUCAUUCUGUCCGCCUCUGAGACCUCUGCACACGGCACCACAGUCGAACAUGACCUCCACAUCGUCCACAACGUCGAUAACAGAAGUCCAGAGAUCGAUCCGUUCUGGUAUGUGGGACGAGGUGUGAGACCCAUUGGACGGUUUGGGAAGAGACAAAGUGGUGGUGGUCUGCAGCCGGUGGUCAAAUCACUGGAGCUCCUAUUGAACACACUCAGGAAUAAGGAGAGCUUGCAGAGCGCGCUGGCACAGGAGGAGUCAGACUGGUUACCGUGAUGCAACUGAUUACAGCCACCUGCUUUCUGUAAUAUUUUAAUGUAUUAGUGUGUAUAACUAAUCAUAGUUUUCUCAUUCUCUCCCUGGCUGUGUGCAUCCCCAUAUGGAAAGAUUAUACAUGGAAAACAGGCAAAUGACAUAUAUGAGAUAAUACUUUCAUAUUUGGAAUUUAUAAAAAAUAUGUAAUAUUGUUAAAAAUAUUGUAAUGUAUAUUAAUGGGUGCUUACAUAUGGAGUUUUUUAACCAUUGGAAUGACAGAUAUAGAGCUGGUCAGAAUUAUUAGCCCCCCCCCCUUUGAAUUAAAAAAUAGAUAUGAUGA